Messenger RNA from Hippopotamus amphibius kiboko, 3335 nucleotides. RefSeq names its product coiled-coil domain containing 62 (gene CCDC62). Lineage: Eukaryota; Metazoa; Chordata; Mammalia; Artiodactyla; Hippopotamidae. The record is from RefSeq and is a predicted model, not a curated record. Bases 458 to 2557 code for a protein of 699 amino acids. The transcript is spliced from 13 exons.
GCGGAGAGCAGGCCUCGGGGACGACGUGCAUUGGGGCUUAUUCAGAAAUCGUUGCUGCUUAAAAUGUAACACCCAGGACGCAGAAGGAAGGCGGAGCAUCACAUCCGUUUCCUUCCCUUAACGAAAGCGUGUUGUUCAGCCCAGGCGCAGAGUCGAGGGGCGAGUACUGACUAGGGGCUCACUUUUUAUGGAGAACAGUGGGCAUCUGUGGAGCUGCGGCUCUGUGCGCCGCCCCGCUUCCUGCCCUUCACGGCUUCAGAGUACCCUGCGAGUGCAGCAGCACGCUGAUACCCCGUCUUACCAAAAAGUCUUGGACGUAGACUCGCCCAGGAUGUGCAUUGGUCAGAAUAGGAUGAGAUGAACGUGUCUUGCACACUUGACCUGUCGCUUGUUUCCUGUGUUAGAGUGCGGGCUCCUUGCCGGCUGCUGUGUCCCCAGCCACCCGGUCAUUUGUUAAAUGAAUGAGCGAGCGAGUGAAAUGGCUUACCAAAGACUGGAAUUCAAGUCUUGUGGCUUGGAAUCCCCUGACUCCAAAUUCCAUUUUCUGUAUUUAAACAUCGGGUCAGAAGUUGAGAUUUCCACUAUUGAGAAACAACGGAAAGAGCUACAGCUGCUCAUUGGAGAGUUAAAAGAUCGAGAUAGAGAGCUCAACGAUAUGGUUGCAGUACAUCAAAGACAGCUUCUCUCAUGGGAAGAGGAUCGGCAGAAAGUGUUGACUUUGGAAGAACGUUGCAGCAAAUUAGAAGGUGAACUACAUAAAAGAACUGAAAUAAUCAGGUCACUCACAAAGAAGGUAAAAACCCUUGAAUCGAAUCAAACUGAAUGCCAAAGUAGUCUCCAAAAGACUCAACUACAGCUUCAGGAGAUGGCCCAAAAGGCAACCCAUUCCACUCUCCUCUCUGAAGACCUUGAGGCCAGAAACGAAAAUCUCAGCAACACAUUAGUGGAACUUUCUGCUCAAGUGGGACAAUUGCAAGCUCGAGAACAGGCCCUCACCACCAUGAUAAAACUGAAGGACAAAGAUAUUAUUGAGGCAGUCAAUCACAUUGCUGACUGUUCGGGUAAAUUCAAAUUGUUAGAGCAUGCCUUACGUGAUGCUAAGAUGGUGGAGACCUGUAUUGUGAAGGAAAAGCAAGAUUAUAAGCAGAAAUUGAAGGCACUGAAGAUUGAAGUCAGUAAACUAAAAGAGGAUCUAAAUGAAAAGACAACAGAAAAUAAUGAACAACGAGAAAAGAUCAUUCGCCUCAAGCAAGAGAAAAGUUGCCUGCAUGAUGAAUUGGUUUUUACAGCAGAGAGAGAAAAAAGGAAAGAUGAAUUACUUGACAUUGCGAAGUCAAAGCAAGAACGUACGAACGCGGAGCUGCAUAAUCUGAGACGGAUGUACGUAAAACAACAGCGUGAUCUGCAGUUUCUUAACUUCAAUGUGGAAAAUUCUCAGGAAUUAAUACAGAUAUAUGACUCAGAGAUGGAGGAAUCAAAGGCCCUGGAAUCCAGCAGAGACAUGUGCGUAUCAGACCUUGAAAAUAACCACCCAAGAGUCGAUUUUAAGAGGGAGAAAAAUCAGAAGUCACUGGUUAAGGACCAAAAAUUUGAGACCACGUUGGUUCAGCAAAAUAGGUCAGACAAGAGCUCUUGUGAUGUAUGCAAAGAGAAGAAACUACAGGUUAAUACUUCAUUUGGGGGAAAAAGUGUAAUUGCUGUCUCAUCUCUAUUUGCAAAAGACUUAGUGGAGAAACAAAAGUCUUGGUCUCUGGGAGGAAAACUCCAGCUUGAACCCGAAAACAAAAGUACCUUUUGCAAGAUCCAUGCAAAAUCACCAAAAGGUAGUGGAACUGGGCUUCAGAAUGAAGAGAAACAACUCUCAGAAACAUCAACAUCUAUAUCCGAUGACAAGUGGCAUGACGUCAGCGUUUACCUGGGCCUGGCCAACUGUUCUGGUUCAAAACAACCAGAGAAGCUGGAUGUCAAAUGCCAAGAUUACCUGGAAAGGUCCGGAGUCUCAUGUUGCCAUAAAAACAAAGCCUGCCUGGAUGAAGGCGACAUGUGGGAAUCCAAGUGCUGCCACCCAAGGAACUUCAUCAUCGAAGCCCCGGGCCACAUGUCCGACGUGGAGUGGAUGAGCAUCUUCAAACCUGCCAAAGUGCAGAGGGUCGUGCGCCACAAAUCGGUGUGCACGUGUUCGGAAAGUGCCAGCGGAACCAAAUACAACUCCUCGACCAGUGAGCUGAUUGCCAUCCAGCAGUCCCACUGUUUGGAUUCUUCAGAAUCUGCGUUAAGAGAGGAUGAGAAGUUGAUGGAGACAGAGUCCUCUUCUGAUAAAAAGAACUCAUCUAAGAUUUUGUUAGUCAGCAAAGAUGCAGCGUUGCCCAGUGAAAAGGAUGAUUUUUCUCCCACAAGCAAGCUUCAGCGUUUGCUGGCAGAAUCCCGUCAGAUGGUUACGGACCUGGAGCUCAGCACUCUGCUCCCCAUCAGCUCUGAGAACCUCAGCAGCAGCUCCAGAAAUAAUGUAGACAUCUCAGAAGAGUCAGCUGAAAAAAAUACCCUUCUCAGUAAUUGAAGAAAACAAAAGUCAACUUCAGUAUUCAUGGUGAUCAUGAAAGCCGAUUUCUCAUCCAUGUGGAAGGCAGGAAGCAGACAUCAAUACCUAAUACUUAACCUUGAAAACAAAAAGAGGAUUGUAAUCCUUCGUAAGCAACAUUUAAUACCAAAGGGGAGCAGAAACUGAAAGUUAAUUUUUAAACACCUAUAUUUUGGCUUCAGGUUAACCAUUUUCAUGUGUAAGAACUAUUUUUCAUGUGUAAGAAAUUAGACCUAAUUGUAUAUUAUAAAUAAUAUACAAACUUGGAAUUAUGCUAGGAGAGAAAAAGCCUUCUUUGUAAAGAUGCCGACUGCAGUUAAAUACUUGAGAAGCUCUUUAAAAUGGAGAAUCCAUGCAUAUAAAAUGCUGUUUUAACUAUCUGAUUUUUUUCAACCUGUGCAUACAUUUAAACUUACAACCAGUAGCUUAUCAGAGUCAGCUCCAAAUGUAAGAAAAUAGCAUUCUCUUGUGGUUUUUUUAGCCCUGAACUUUGUUGUGUAAACAGAUAUAAAAUGAUAUAAGAUUUUUAACUGGAAACUGUCUCCUGGGUUACUGACAGUCGAGGUCCUUCUGUCCCAAAAGCUGAGCAGAGCCCUGCUCUUGUCUGGGUCAGUAGUAGUCCCAUCAACUUACACAAACAAAAGCUUGCUGGAAGAUCAAGUUUUAUAUGCAUUUUUUUUUUAUCAUUAAAGACUAAAACAUUUCUGUUUUAACUUGUAAAGUAAUUUAAUUUUUUAAAGAAUAUACUGAUCAGCUU